Molecule: messenger RNA, 1393 nt
Organism: Nicotiana attenuata
Lineage: Eukaryota; Viridiplantae; Streptophyta; Magnoliopsida; Solanales; Solanaceae
Product: probable pectate lyase 4
Exons: 5
Coding region: 149-1159 (336 amino acids)
Molecular function (GO): pectate lyase activity
Source: RefSeq, a predicted model, not a curated record
GGCUAAACCCUUAACUGUGUGCCGUACUUAUAAAUAUGUGGCCGAUCCAAAUAUUCAGUAUUUAAUUUUCCGGUUCAACGGCCUGCUAAAAUUUACCGGUUUAACGCGAAAACCUAGAGCUAAGUAAAAACUAAAUUACUGCUUAACAAUGGCGGUGUUACCAUAUUCUGAUGUAGAUUCGAGCUUAAAAGCUUUAGCCGGUCGAGCCGAAGGAUUUGGCAGGUUUUCCAUCGGCGGUCUAAAUGGUCCGGUCUAUUCCGUCACUACAUUGGCCGAUGAUGGUCCAGGAUCACUUCGUCAUGGAUGCCGUAAGAAAGAACCACUAUGGAUUGUUUUUGAAGUUUCAGGCACCAUUCAUCUCGCAUCUUACCUACGUGUGUCAUCUUAUAAAACUAUUGAUGGUCGGGGCCAAAGGAUAAAACUCACUGGCAAAGGCUUACAAUUGAAGGAUUGUGAGCACAUAAUCGUGUGCAAUUUGGAGUUUGAAGGUGGCAGAGGUCAUGACGUUGAUGGCAUUCAAAUAAAACCAAAUUCUAGGCACAUUUGGAUAGACCGCUGUUCUCUUCGUGAUUAUGAUGAUGGGCUAAUCGAUAUAACCAGACAAAGCACGGAUAUCACUAUUUCUAGAUGUUAUUUUGCUCAGCAUGAUAAGACAGUGCUUAUUGGAGCAGACCCGUCUCAUAUUGGUGAUAGAUGUAUCAGAGUGACCAUCCACCAUUGCUUUUUCGAUGGCACACGGCAGAGGCAACCUCGUGUUAGAUUUGGAAAAGUUCAUUUGUACAACAAUUACACUAGAAAUUGGGGUAUAUAUGCUAUUUGUGCCAGCGUAGAAUCACAGAUAUAUUCUCAAUGCAACAUGUAUGAAGCUACACAGAAGAAAAAAGCUUUUGAAUACUACACAGAGAAGGCAGCAGAUAAGGAGGAAGCAAAGACUGGUUUAAUCAGAUCUGAAGGUGACUUGUUUCUUAAUGGAGCUCAGGGAAUGUUGUUAACAGGUGUUGGUGAAGAGUGUGUUUUUCAUCCAAGUGAAUUUUAUCCUGUCUGGACACUGGAACCUGCCUCAGACUCCCUCAAAGCUGUUCUUCAGAUCUGCACAGGUUGGCAAUCUAUUCCCCGGCCACCAGAAGCAUGUGCUGAUCAUACGAAACCUGCAUGCUAGUUUCUUCCGGAGGCAGAUCUAGUUCUUUAAUUAUGGUUCAUACGAACCAGUAACUUUGGCUCAGAACUUGUAUGCGUGUUAAAAAAUUCACUAAAAAAGAACAAAUAAUAUAUCUCGAACCUAGUAAAUCAAAUGAAUUGUAGUAGAAUUCGAGAUUGGAACCCAUAAAGCUUAAAUCUUGUAUCUGCAUCUUGCCUCUAUAUAUGUAAUGUGACAUAUGUGCUUUUGUCGGUU